Molecule: messenger RNA, 1908 nt
Organism: Oppiella nova
Lineage: Eukaryota; Metazoa; Arthropoda; Arachnida; Sarcoptiformes; Oppiidae
Source: the annotation of a GenBank genome assembly
GGAUAGACCUCUAGAGCACUGAAAACAAUAACAAACGGAAUGACAGCUCAUUGACUGCACCGACAGUCUGACAGCUCAUGCAUUGAGCGCACAAUUACUGGCCAUUCACUGCAUUCACGCCAAUCAAGUGAUUCACUGCUCACUCACUGUCUGUCCAUUCAUGCGAUGACUGCUUUCCACACGUGUGGACCCAAUGAGGCACUCGUGGUGUCAGGAUGUGGUCAUCGGCGACCACUUAUCAUACCCGGCGGUCGUGUCUUCGUGUGGCCACUCAUCCAAAAGGUUCAGAGGAUAUCGCUGAACGCAAUGUGUCUGACCAUCGAGUCAUUGCGAGUGCACAGCCGCCACGGAGUGGUUAUAUCAAUGACGGGAACAGCUGUAGUGAAGAUCCCCGGCCACAGCCCCGACAUGUUGAGCGCCGCCUGCGAGCACUUCUUAGACAAAUCAGAGCCGCAGAUAAUGGACGCCAUCUCUGAGACACUGGACGGACACCAGAGAGCUGUCAUCGCCUCCAUGAGCGUCGAUCAGAUCCACACGAAUCUCAAGAACUUCACGGAUAAGGUGUCAGACGGGGCUGCGAGUGAUUUGGCGCACAUGGGAUUCGUUAUCAUCUCGUAUACCAUCAAAGCCAUCACUGACGGGGACGGGUAUCUCAAAGCACUCGGACUGACACGCGCUGCACAAGUGAAGAGAGACGGACGCGUGGCUGAGGCCGAGGCCGUGAGGGAUGCGCUCAUAGGGAAGGCGUUGGCGGAACAGGAGCUGAUGUCCGCCCGCUAUGCGAACGCCACACAAAUAGCUAAAUCCCGGGCCGAUUGCGAGCUUAAAAAGGCUGCCUUUGAUGAGAAGGUGUGGGCUAUGAUGGCUGUGUCGGACCUGUCCUACGAUCUACAGACGGCCAAAACGCGGCAACGCAUUAAAGCCGAGCAAAUGGAGGUAAAACUGGUAGAGAAACUGCAACAGAUCCGGGAGCAGGAACUGGAUGUCGUUCGUCGGGAGAGGGAGUUGAAGGCAACGGUGCGACUGCCAGCCGAAGCCGAGAAGUACCGGUUGGAGAGGUUGGCCGACGCGCACAGGAAUCACAUGAUUAUGUCGGCUGAAGGAGAGGCAGAAGCCAUACGACUGCGAGCAGAGGCCGAGGCUGUGGUGAUUGAGGACAAAGCUAUGGCACAACUAAUGGCACGAAAAGCUAUUUUGGAUACUCUGCCUAAGAUUGGUAUUGGGAUCAACUCCGGUGUCCCUUUGACGCCCCUCUGCCCACAACUACCCGUUGAUCCGAAAGACAAUGUUUUAGUGACACACAAGACAUCGGUUUUGCCAGAAGUCGACAAAAUAAUUGUCUUAAAGGAGGGACUGAUCUCUGAAUUCGGAUCAUUCGAUGAACUGAUCGCUAAAAGAGGAGAUUUCGCCGAAUUGGUGGCGGAAUAUGUGUUGAGACAGGAAUCAUGUGAAUCAGUUAGACAUGUCUCGACCACUGCUCAUAACAAUUGCCACAAAAUGUGUGGAACUGGAGAUCAGACUCAAGACAUACAACAAAAUGAACGAAAACUGAUAAAAGAGGACAAACCAGAGGCCGGUUCCGUCAAUACGCAUAUUUAUAAGAAGUGUUUCCGAUUGGUUGGCGUCCAAUACCUGAUUGUGAUACUCUUGUCGUAUAUCAUUGGCAUAGCAUCGGGUCUGUGGUUGAGUGAGUGGUCGGCCGAUGCACUCAUACCCAAACUGACAGACUAUCGCAGCUUAAGUCUGAUCCUAAGACUGUGUCUGUUGUUUGUGUUUAUAUUUGGUUUCAUGGAAAUGGUGGUCAUAUCCUCAGCUUUACUAUCCAUUAGUCAGGGAUGUGUUGGUGCGGCUAAAAGGCUGUAUGGGUUUUGGACAACGGAUUCAUCACUGAGUUUGAACAGCUUUUAA